CGGAACACAGCGUAACCCGGCCAGGAGUGACGGGUGUGGGCAACGACCGGCGGAGCGACGGGAUCUUUCGUCCGAUUAGGACGGCCGCCUGCGCCGGAUGCCCAGAAAUCAGAACGCCUGGAACGCCACCACCCUGCUUGUGUCGCCCUCGUGCACGCGCCCGCGACGCCUGUGCGCAGGCUCCUAGAGGCCGCGCAGCUGCCGUUGCUGCCCCGCUGCCGAGGGAAGCGGCCUGUUAGGAGUCUGCGGGACCAGAGGAGGGCACCCACCCUGGAGCCAUGGUCCAUGCCUUCCUCAUCCACACCUUGAGGGCCCCACAGGCUGAGGACACGGGCCUUUGCCGGGUGCUCUACUCCUGCGUCUUUGGUGCUGAGAAUUCACCCGAUGACCCACGACCACACGGUGCUGAGAGGGACAGGCUCCUCCGUAAGGAGCAGAUUUUGGCAGUGGCCAGGCAGGUGGAGUCCAUGUGCCGGCUGCAGCAGCAGGCAUCUGGCAGGCCUCCCAUAGACCUGCAGCCCCAGUCUUCAGAUGAGCCAGUGCCCCUGCAUGAGGCCCCCCGAGGGGCCUUCCGCCUGGCUGCAGGGGACCCUUUCCAGGAGCCUCGGACGGUGGUGUGGCUGGGUGUGUUCUCAUUAGGCUUCGCCCUGGUGCUGGAUGCCCACGAGAACCUGCUGCUUGCUGAGGGCACACUCAGGCUGCUGGCACGCCUCCUUCUCGACCACCUCCGGCUGCUGGCCCCUGGCACCAAUCUCCUGCUGCGGGCUGAUCGAAUCGAGGGCAUCCUUGUCCGCUUCCUGCCCCAUGGUCAGCUGCUCUUCCUCAAUGAUCAGUUUGUCCAGGGUCUGGAGAAGGAAUUCAGUGCUGCCUGGCCCCGCUGACCCCUCACUGAACGGGACUUUCCAAGAGGGCAUGGAGGAAGGACAAAGAUGUUCGGACACACGGCAAGGUGCAACUUGGCAUCCACCUCCUACCCAGCCUGCUCCCAGCUCUGCUGUGCUGCCACACCCAGGACAAGUAGAUGGGACAAGCUGGCAGAAAAGGGGGCAAGGCAGAAGGUGGAGGGGUGGAAUCAUAGAACAUUCUGUGCCUGGAGCUGCCACAUGACUUACUCAGACUGGGUUCAUAAAUAUGUCAGUCGUUCAGGGGGAUUCUGUAGCCCCUUUUGGACCUAGCCCAUGCCUUCCAGGCAGCCUCAAGAUAAUCAUGGGCUUCCUUCAUCUGCAGGAAGAGAAGGUAUCCUCAGGUGGGUGCAAGAAGUCUGGCCUGGAUGAUGUUAUCUUUCUCAUUUUGAAUUAAAAGCACCAACUAUAUGA
Molecule: messenger RNA, 1316 nt
Organism: Miniopterus natalensis
Lineage: Eukaryota; Metazoa; Chordata; Mammalia; Chiroptera; Miniopteridae
Gene: AP5S1
Product: adaptor related protein complex 5 subunit sigma 1
Biological process (GO): endosomal transport; double-strand break repair via homologous recombination
Cellular component (GO): AP-type membrane coat adaptor complex; lysosome; cytosol
Source: RefSeq, a predicted model, not a curated record